AUGAUCUCGCGAAAUCGCAGCAAAGCAGCAUCUAACGGCAGAGAGAGCAUCAUCAUUCCCUCUACCAUGAGAGGUGCUUGCUUAACCAAGCUCGUAUGGUCGUUGCUAUGUGGCGGUGCAGGGCUCGGCUCAUCGUUGCUAUGUGGCGGUGGAGGACUUGCUCUCGGGAAGAAACAAAUCGGCAUCAGUGGAUCUGCUGGCGCCGAGCAGCUUGGUGGUGCGGUAAGUGCACAGGUGUGA
Messenger RNA from Linum trigynum, 240 nucleotides. The record is from the annotation of a GenBank genome assembly. NCBI's taxonomy places the organism in Eukaryota, Viridiplantae, Streptophyta, Magnoliopsida, Malpighiales, Linaceae.